AUGCCGGGGCGCGCGCCCCCCGAGGCCCCGCGCGCCGCCCUUUUCCUCGCCGUGGUCCUCGCGUCCCUCCCCACCCGCCCGGCGCAGGGAGAGGAGGACACAGAACUGUCAGGAGACGUGCCCCUAGGCACGGAAGGCCUCGAUGAAGAGUCAGCGGUUCUAAGCACACCUGCUGCAGUGACCACAGAAGCUUACAUCACCAGUAUAAAUUCUACCCUUAUUGAGGAAGAUACAGACCAGUUAGAGUUUAUAUUAAUGGUGUUGAUCCCAGUGAUUUUACUGUCUGUCCUACUUCUAUCAGCAAUAGUCCUUGUAAUAUACCAUAAAAGAAAAAGGAAUAAACAAGAGCCCUCUAGCCAAGGAUCUCAGAGUGUUUUACAGACACAUGAACUGGGAAGUGAAAACGUGAAAGUCCCUAUUUUUGAGGAAGACACACCCUCUGUGAUGGAAAUAGAAAUGGAAGAGCUUGAUAAGUGGAUGAACAGCAUGAAUCGAAGUGCUGACUAUGAAUGUUUACCUACUUUAGAGGAAGAAAAGGAACCAAACCACAACAACCCAAGAAGCAGCCCCAGAGGAAGCCCGCGGGGCCUGCCAACAGAAGAUGAAGAGGAUCCGAAUUUAAUUAACUUCAAAUCAAUGUAA
Messenger RNA from Rangifer tarandus platyrhynchus (Svalbard reindeer), 642 nucleotides. NCBI's taxonomy places the organism in Eukaryota, Metazoa, Chordata, Mammalia, Artiodactyla, Cervidae. The record is from the annotation of a GenBank genome assembly.